GUGCCUCAGUCCCAGAGUUACUCAGUGCGGAUCCAAAGUGUCAUAGUGUGAUGUGUAUAAAGUGUAGAGUGUCUUGAGUGCAGAUGUGUAACAGUGCGAUCAACCAAGCAUGUCACUGGAAUCAGUGAAUGACAGGACCCUUCAUAUGAAUAUUUAUCUUACUGCCAGCUCUCCCCUGCUCUGUGGCCAAUGAGUUAGCUCAUGGUACUGCUGCUUGGAAACAACGACAAACUUUAAAUGAGGAAGAAUAAAUAAAGGAACAACAGAGCAGUACAGACGACGCUGACUCAUGUCUCUGACACGGGUCAGUUUAAGGAGGGAGCUCAUAACUGGACAUAGAGCUGCUCUGAUCUGUGUCCUUUAUUCUCUCCUUCAGAACCAACAACCAUCACAGCUGAACCUGGACAGACUGUCUCUCUGCAAUGUCAAGCUCCAGACAAUGGACCUGUCGAAGCUGUAGACUGGAACAGAACUCACCUGAAGCCAAACGAUCGUGUCUUAUUGUGUCGGAAUGGGAAGUGUAAUGCAGACUAUCAGGAUUCAUCCUUCAUGGGCCGAGUGUUUCUGCAGGACGGAUGGAAGGAGAACGGAGACGUGUCUCUGAUUCUGAACAAUGUGACGACUGAUGACAGUGGAACGUAUGAGUGUCAUGUGGAGACAAAAACAAACAGAAAAACAACCUCAAUCAUCCUCAACAUUGUUCCACCAGGAAAGAAAGAGGAUGAAGGAGACAAGGAUGGAGGAGACAAGAGCGGAUCCUGGGGACUGAAAGUUGAUCUGUCAGUUGGAGUUCUUGCUCUUUUUGCUCUUGUUGUUCUUGGUUUGGUGAUGAUCUACAGAUGUAGACGGCGUCAGGCUCCUGCUCCUGCUCCUGUUCCUGUUCCUGCUCCUGCUCCUGCUCCUGCUCCUGCUCCUGUUCCUGCUCCUGCGACUGUUGCCGCCCGGGGAGUGAGGCUGAGCGAACACUUCAAUCACAACAGCCCACGUAAUAUGUGGAAAGACAUCAGGACCAUCACGGACUACAAGCGCAUCGACCAGCAGGCCAACCAUGACCCCACCUUUAACAACCUGACACCCUAA
Messenger RNA from Mugil cephalus (flathead mullet), 1080 nucleotides. Its product is annotated as bargin-like. Lineage: Eukaryota; Metazoa; Chordata; Actinopteri; Mugiliformes; Mugilidae. The record is from RefSeq and is a predicted model, not a curated record. The transcript has 3 exons. The coding region runs from base 550 to 1080 and encodes 176 amino acids.